UGCAACCAUUGUAAAAUGAACAACAGUUUCAGUUGUUGGAUUUCUUUAUAAAUUUGGCUUCUUUAUAAAUGUGGCCCCACAUGCUCAGUUUCUGUAAACACUGCUACUUUUACAUCUGAAAUAUUAUUGGUUUAUUUUCAAAUAGUUGUGUUAACACUCCUGUUAUUAUUUCAGUCCAGGUUCAGUCACAUUCCCUAACAUGUUGGAACAGAAAACUCAGAAUGAUGGCAGAGACGAAAUCAGGUGUUUCCAGUUUCAACUGACAGCUCAGGGUUCUUAUUGACAGCUUGCUGAGGGGAAUAAUGUCUAACAAUCCCAAAAUCUUAUCUCUGUUAUCAUCUUUAGGUGCAUGUUUCUAGGUCUGGUUUUGCAGUGUAAGUAAUGCAGCCAUCAUAACUACAGAUGCUGUUCAUCAUCAGCUUUUAUAGAAAUUUUCCUGAGUAUCUAUUUACAUUCCUUCCAUCCGUCCUUCCCUCCGUCCCUCCCUCUUUUGCUCAUUCUCAGAAGGCUUCAUAUUUCUUUGUUUCUUGCCUUCUCUGUCCUGAUUAUUCAUUUUGUGUUAUGUCUUGAGUUUGAUGCUAGCGUUUGAACACAUGGCAUGUGAUGGCUAUUACACCGUCCUCAUUAUUCCUCUCCAGAACAGCCUCUACAGCCCUGACGCACUGCACUGCUUCCACUGGCUAAAGAGACGUAGAGAUCUGGAAAGACAAAAAGACGUCCUGUGGGCUGGACUGCAGGUUGUGGAACAAACACAGCUGUGGUACCAGAAUCGCCUGAAGCUGAAUUUACAAAGGCAAGUUAGUUUCAGCACAGGAGACUUGGAUGGAGAGGGCAGGUGGUCCUGCGCUAUGCGGUCUUGUAUGCAGCGUGUGAAUGGCAGUCUGGGUAAUCUGAUGAGUGACUCCUGUGUCUGGAACAAUCUGGCCCCAGAGGAGAGUGGAGGAUCGGACUGGGACCUCCGGUGGAGCAAUGCCACAUUGGUCAAGGAAGUGAAUCAGCAGAAUCAACAGAUUUCCAUGUUGGAGCUUGAGAAGGCACAACUUCUUCAGCAGCUGGUGUUUUACAGCACACCUGAUUGAUGACAUCCGCACAUUUUCAACUUUAAUUACAAAAGGGUUUCAUUCAAAUCACGCAGUUAACGGUAAAUAGUUAAAAAUGCUUAGAAAAGACUGAAUGUUAAAAUUAAUUUAAGCUCUGGUAUAC
Molecule: messenger RNA, 1203 nt
Organism: Sinocyclocheilus rhinocerous
Lineage: Eukaryota; Metazoa; Chordata; Actinopteri; Cypriniformes; Cyprinidae
Product: suppressor APC domain-containing protein 1-like
Exons: 4
Coding region: 576-1079 (167 amino acids)
Source: RefSeq, a predicted model, not a curated record